GGAUCAAUGUGGAAAAAACCAAGUCAUAUCAUUAGAUCAAAGUCAUCAUUCGUCAACGCAGAAUUUGCAUAAUAUUAUAUGUUUCUCACAAUCCUUAAAUUAGUGGCCAAAAGCCAGAAUGCCAUAACAAAUCUUAGCAACAUGACACUCCACUUUUCCAAUUCCCUAUCACUAGUAUGGGCAAUCACUUUCUUCUUCUUCAUCAUUCCACCCAACAUUUUCUUAUUUGUAAAGGCUUCUCAAUAUGACUCAACAGAAGAACCACAAUUGAGUUCUCUGUUUCAAACCGAUUGGUGUAAGCACAAGCAUCUCUUCAACAGAAGCAAGCAUUAUUAUUGCCACCAGUCAGGUAUCACUUGUGACCAAGCUGGUCACAUUACUAAAAUUCGUCAAUCUUUGUUUAAAGAUGGCAUGUAUUCUGCUAGAAGAAGAAUACUCCAAAGCUUUAGUGCGUCUUGCUUUCAACAUUUAGUUCAUCUGGAUCUUUCAUGGUCAGGACUCGAGGGGGUUAUCCCACCUGAAAUAGGUGCUCUUACAAAGCUCACCUACCUUGACCUCUCCAACAAUGCUCUUACAGGUCAGUUACCACUUUCACUAACCAACCUUUCCCAUUUGGAGAAACUUGAUCUUAGCAAUAAUCAACUCAACGGUUCCAUUCCUCAACAACUUGGCAACUUGAAUAGUUUGGUUGAAUUAAAUUUGGGCAACAACAUCUUAACAGGUGCAAUUCCCUCAUCCAUUGGUCGUUUGAUCAACCUUACUAUGUUAAUAUUGUGGGGAAAUCAUCUCAACGGCUCCAUUCCUAUCAGCACAGGAAAGUUAGACAACUUAGUUCAUCUUUAUCUUUCCUCUAACAACCUUAGCGGGUCACUCCCUUCCUCUGUAUUUAGAUUAACCAAGUUAAACAUUCUUGAUAUUUCAUUGAACCAACUCAGUGGUAAUAUCCCAAUUACCUUGGGUAAUUCAACCAAUUUAAGCUACCUAGAUCUUUCCUCAAACAAUUUAAAUGGUGUAAUUCCUCUGUCAAUAGGAAAUUUGGAGAAAUUACAAACACUAAAUCUUUUUGACAACAAACUCAGUGGUAAUAUCCCUAUUACCUUGGGAAAUUUAACCAAUUCAAGCUACCUAGAUCUUUCCUCAAACAAUUUAAAUGGUGUAAUUCCUCUGUCAAUAGGAAAUUUAGAGCAAUUACAAACACUAUAUCUUUUUGACAACAAACUCAGUGGUGAUAUCCCUACUGCCUUAGGUAAUUUAACCAACUUGUACAUCCUAGAUCUUUCCUCAAACAAUUUAAAUGGUAGAAUUCCUUGGUCCAUUGGUCAUUUGAACAGCCUGAAUUAUUUAGAUUUGGGGGGAAAUCAAAUCAUUGGCUCUAUUCCUACAAGUAUAGGAAAGUUGGAUAAUUUAUACUAUCUUAAUCUUUCCUCUAACAAUCUCAGUGGGUCACUCCCUACCACUCUAUUUCGAUUAAGUUUAUAUAGUCUGGACAUUUCACAUAACAAACUCAAAGGUUCUAUUCCUAAUUUUGUGGGUAAUUUAACCUCUUUGACAUUUCUAUCUCUUUCCUCAAACCAAUUUGUUGGUUCUAUUCCUUCAGCAAUAGGAAAUUUGAGAAAUCUAACGGAUUUGGACGUACGGCAAAACCAAUUAACUGGUUACAUCCCUUUACAUUUCAAAUCUUUGAAGCAUUUGAAAGAAUUGGAUCUAAGUUUUAAUCAGCUCACUGGUCCAAUUUUCCCAUCUUUGAGUGGUUUAGCAAGCAUUUCUCGUCUUGACUUAAGUUCAAAUCGAAUUAAUGGUUCCAUAGAUGCAGAUAUUAUCAAUCUCCGAGGAUUGAAUUAUCUGGACCUAUCAAAUAACAAUAUAUCGGGAAUCAUACCUUCUCAACUUGACUAUAUGAAUAAUAUAACCAAUUUCAAUGUUUCACACAAUUAUUUACAAGGUCAAAUAAGUAGUGUGCUUCUUGAUAGAUUCUCAGCCAAAUCAUUUAUUGGAAAUAGGGAAUUAUGUAGUGUUCGAACAAAGAAGAAUGGAGAUAGCUACAUUUUCUUCCCUUCUUGCUCUAACUCUAGCCGGAGUAAGAGCUUCAUCACCACAAUUAAGAUUAUUCUUCCCAUUUCAGUUUUUUUUGCCAUUUUUGGGAUUUGUGUAAUCUAUAAAGUUUGGGUAAGGAGAAGAAAAGUCCAGCCUCCCAGUGAUCAAACAGUAAUGAAGAACGGAGACAUAUUUUCAAUAUGGAAUUACGAUGGAAAGAUUGCAUUUGAAGAUAUCAUAAAAGCAACUGAAGAUUUUGACAUUAAAUAUUGUAUCGGAACUGGUGGAUACGGUAGUGUUUACAAAGCACAACUACCUAAUGGCAAAGUAAUUGCCUUGAAAAAGCUUCACAGUUUCGAGUCUGAAAAGUCAACUCUAAGCCAGAGCUUUACCAAUGAGGUACAAACGUUGACAGAAAUACGUCAUAAAAAUAUUAUUCGACUCCAUGGAUUUUGUUUGCAUAGGAGAAGCAUGUUUUUGAUUUAUGAGUACAUGGAAAGAGGGAGCUUGUUCUGUGUGUUGAGUAAUGAUACAGAGGCUGUGGAUUUGAGUUGGAGCAAAAGGAUUGAUGUCAUCAAAGGCAUAGCUUAUGCAUUAUCUUACAUGCAUCAUGAUUGCAUUCCUUCAAUUGUUCAUCGUGAUGUAACUACCACCAACAUCUUGUUAAACUCACAACUAGAGGCUUUUCUCUCCGAUUUCGGUACAGCUAAGCUACUAGAUCCUGAUUCUUCCAAUCGGACCAUGAUUGCUGGUACUUAUGGAUAUAUUGCUCCUGAACUUGCUUACACUAUGGCUAUAACUGAAAAAUGUGAUGUUUAUAGCUUUGGAGUUGUGGUACUUGAAACUCUAAUGGGCAGGCAUCCUCAAGAACUGUUAUCGUCGUUGUCAUUGUCAUCAUCUUCCUCAUCAAGUACUCAAAAUAUGUUGCUAAUGGAUAUAUUAGACAAACGCUUGCCAAGACCAGCAAGUGGGGUUGUGGCACGAGAUGUUGUUCUUGUCGCCGCAAUAGCAUUUGCAUGUCUGAAUGUUAAACCAAAGUGUAGACCAACAAUGAAGCAUGUGUCUCAGCAACUUCUUGCUCGCAAAGGAUUAUUAUCCAAGGGUUUUGCUAGUUAUUCAGUCGGGCAGCUUAUUUUCUCAGAUAAAGUUUUCGUUGAUGCUGGAAAUGAUCAAAUUGGUUAAAGUAAAUUUCAAUGAAUUAUGAUUUGAUCAUCUUUAAGAGUAUUAUUUUAGGUUUCGUUUGGUAUGCCGUAUUACAUUGUAUUGUAUAGUAUUAUAUUGAAUUGUAUUUUAUACAAUAUUUGUAUGUAAAACUAACUUUUAAGAGCACCUAAAUAUAUAAUAUUUUAGUAUAAAUUAAACUUUAACGUAUUAUUAUAUAAAAAUAUAUAAAAAUAUGACAUAUAAUCUAAUUCAAUAUAAUACAAUAGAAUAUGACCUAAUACGAAAUUCCAAACAAACUCUUAAUGUGUAGAUUGAGAGUGGCGUACAUUGAGAAUUCAUGAAGCACUCAGUUUGAAGGCACAAGAAAAUUACUGACAUUGUUAUGGUCGUCACCAUCUUCAAAAGCAACUCGAACUACUGACAAUGUGCUUUUGUUUUGCAUGCCUUUGUUUUUUUUUUUUUUUUGCUGGAGAAAGCUUCUCUAUUAAACCAGAAAACCAGAAAACAACAUAUCAGUCACAUAACCACAAGAGGGGCCAAGUCCUCAGCUGUUAAAAAACCAGAAAAAGAGUUACAAAACGCCCAAUGUGCAAGCUUGUGAGCCACCUGCACACUAGCUCGGGGAUGCCACACAAUCUCCACGUCAGGAAGUUCAUCGAGCAGCUGCAACCAGGGCCCAGAAAAGACCAGCAAGACGCCAAUCGGGGGCCCUCCGUGCGUGUAAACCAUGCACCAGCAGCUGGCAAUCCGAGACGAUAACAGCCUGCUUCCAACCCCUGCAAAUGCACCAUUUCACGGCAUUAAUCAACGCCCACGUCUCAGCCUCCAGCGGCUGAUUAGAAUCAAAAUUCACAGCCAUGGCCUCCAGGCACCAGCACCGAUCCCUCCCAGAUG
Cannabis sativa is the source of this 4092-nucleotide messenger RNA. RefSeq names its product MDIS1-interacting receptor like kinase 2-like. Gene Ontology annotation, cellular component: plasma membrane. Lineage: Eukaryota; Viridiplantae; Streptophyta; Magnoliopsida; Rosales; Cannabaceae. Gene Ontology annotation, biological process: protein phosphorylation; hormone-mediated signaling pathway. The record is from RefSeq and is a predicted model, not a curated record. Bases 79 to 3216 code for a protein of 1045 amino acids. Gene Ontology annotation, molecular function: ATP binding; protein kinase activity; protein binding. The transcript has 2 exons.